AUGAGAAGACGUUUCACAAGUCAAAAGAACACAAACGCAAAAGCAGAGAUUACGGUUGGUUAUAACGUAAAUGAUGAUAAAUCACGAAUUAUUCAAAAUGUUAAAGUUAAUGUUAGUCCUGAAUUAACAAGGUCAGCAACUCAACCAAAUUUAUUAACUCGUGACUUACCGAAGAAUGAGGAGAAUGAAGAAAACCAUGAGAAUGGAGACCCAAUCAUUUUAUCUGAACCCGGUAAAGAACCUGUUGAAAUCCCCACAUAUCCAACAUACCCAGCACCACUUGAUAACCCAUAUAAAGUAGACAUUAAU
This is a messenger RNA of Trichomonas vaginalis G3, 309 nucleotides long. RefSeq lists its product as uncharacterized. Lineage: Eukaryota; Parabasalia; Trichomonadida; Trichomonadidae. The record is from RefSeq and is a predicted model, not a curated record. The transcript has a single exon. The annotation marks the transcript as partial.